Messenger RNA from Bufo gargarizans (Asiatic toad), 2010 nucleotides. RefSeq names its product secreted frizzled-related protein 2-like. The transcript is spliced from 4 exons. Bases 277 to 1152 code for a protein of 291 amino acids. Lineage: Eukaryota; Metazoa; Chordata; Amphibia; Anura; Bufonidae. The record is from RefSeq and is a predicted model, not a curated record. Gene Ontology annotation, biological process: negative regulation of canonical Wnt signaling pathway; canonical Wnt signaling pathway; non-canonical Wnt signaling pathway. Gene Ontology annotation, molecular function: Wnt-protein binding.
CCCCCCCUCCCUAUAUAAACUCCACCACAGCUGGAGGGGCGAGACCCAACACAUCUGUGCUGCCCCGGCCUGUCCCCACCUGGGGGAGAAGCGUCAGCUCCGGGGUUGUGUCCUGGCUUGCAGCAGCCACACACACAGUGCGGUCUAGUGUGCGCUGCCUCGGCUCCUCUACAUACCUGGGUGAGGAGACGCCUGGGAAGCCCGUCGUCCGUACCUACCUAGUGAGAGGAUCGCCCUCCACCUACCCGUUUCCCUGUGAUCUGUAGAGCCGUGACCAUGAGGGUCCUUCUGACCUUCGGGGUCUUGAUGGGUGCUCUCGGCCUUCUGCACCCCGUCUCAGGAUUUCCUUUUAUUCUCACCCAGCUGAGCACCCGUAAAAGCAGCUGCAAGGCUAUCCCGAGCAGCAUGACGCUGUGCCACGGAGUGGGAUACAGCGAGAUGCGUCUGCCCAACCUGCUGGGACAUGACACCAUGAAAGAGGUUCUGCAGCAGGCCGGCUCCUGGGUGCCGCUUCUCACCAAGCAGUGCCAUGGAGACACCAAGAAGUUCCUGUGCUCUCUGUUUGCCCCGGUGUGCCUCAGCGACCUGGAGGAGGCCAUUCACCCCUGCCGCUCCCUGUGUGAGGAGGUGCGGGACGGCUGCACCCCCGUCAUGGCCGCCUUUGGGUUUCCCUGGCCAGACAUGUUCAAUUGCUCCCAGUUUCCAGAAGGGAAUGAGCUGUGUGUGCCCCCUGCUGGUCAGGAUGAUAAGUUCCCAUUGGUGAAAGAAGAGCUCCCGUGUCCCGCCUGUCACAGCGCCUCCGACAGCGAGAAGGAAUUCCUGCAGGAUUUCUGCUCUCGUGACUUUGCCAUGAAGGUGACUAUCCGCUCGGCCUCCUCUGUGGACGGGGACGUCAUCGUGAUUCCGGAGGCGAGGAGCCGGACGGUGUAUAAGGCCAAAGGCUGGACGGAGGAGGAGCUGAAGAAGACCACCCUGUGGCUGACCGACGGCGACAGCUGCAUAUGCCCGGACCUGCAGGAGCCGGGGGCCGUGGUGCUGGUCAUGGGGCACCGGGCCGACGACCGCCUCGCCAUCUCCUGGGUCAGGAAGUGGCAGAAGAGCGAAAAGGAAAUGAAGAAAUUUUCCAGGACUGUGAGGAAGCUCCAGUGUUAGAGGUGUGAUGGGAGGAGGAGGAGGCCCAUCAUGGUCUGAUGGCUCAUCAUCCUCACCUCUGACCAGACGAUCAGCCCACGGCCGCCCCAAUAAUGCCCAAGUGUGAUGAGAUAAUGUAACCGCCAUUAUGUACCCGCCUACAAAUCAUAUCUCCUCCCUAUAGGCCAGCACAGGGGGGUGUGGUCACUGUGGGCGGAGCCUCUUUAUAGCCCUGGGACUGUAAAUAUGGAGCAAAAAGAAAAUGCAAAAACAUUACUCCUUGUCCAGGCGCCGCUGCCCCCGGUGGCCACCGUGAGCGUGUGUGUGUCCAGAGCGUUUGAUGCUCCUUUUUGUUAUCCUCGGAAGACUUUUAUUUUAUAUUUUUAUGUAUUUUGGGAAUAAGGAGGGGACCGGGGUCCUGAGAACUUUAGAUAAGUACAUGUGACUGUUCCUUUAAAAACCAAGAGAGAAGUAAACAGGAUUUUGUGUCUAGGACCACCCACUCCUUAAAGGGAUAGUACGGCUUGUGCCUUCCUGGAGGACCUGACAUGUGAAUGGACACAGUGUAAUACUUCAUGUCCCCUGUGGUGGCGCCGCAGGGACGUUAAGACUUGCUGACGGCGUCCGCCACAGAGCAUCGGGACAACCUGUGAUCGGCUUAUCUGACAAUAAAGGAUUGGCGAGGGCGGAGCGUUCCAUGGCGGGUUCUUCUAGGAGUUUACGACGCUCCCCCCGGUUCUGUCCUCAGGUCAUUGCUGAUUCUGCCUGUGUCUGUUACAAUGUAUCGUAUCCAUAGUAACCAGACAGGCCGCUCCUCCCUGCACCGUCCCCGGCCGCCGUAUUAAUCAGAUUUUUCUAUAAAUACAUCUGUUUGGAGCA